GUGUCGAAAUCUGCCGUGUUGAACCUUCAGUGAUGGCGAUGUUCCAAGUGCCCACACGGCCUGCCGGCCACGUUCAUGUCGAAUUCAAAGCCGGACGCAUGGAUUGGGAUGGCAGGAUGGUGACUCCUGACAAGCGCAAGGGCAAGAUCCUCCUCUAUACCUCUGAGGAAGAUCAGCUCACCCACUUCCAGUGGAUGGAUCGUGACAAGAACGAGGUGGUCACCGACUUGAUUGUCAUCAAUGAUGCAUACCUCGAAAGGAUCCAGAAGUGCACUUCAGGCCGUGCUUACAUCCUACGCUUCACAUCCUCAGAUAAGAAGGUGUUCUUUUGGAUGCAGGAACCCUCCACCGACAAGGACGACGAGAACAUUAAGAAGUUCAACGAAGCCGUGGGCGCCACCAUUCCCGAGAAGCCAACGGCAGCGACCCCGGCCGCAGCCCCCGCGGCCGCCGCGACACCAGCGGCUGCAGCACCCGCAGCGGCGACGCAGGAGAUCGAUCCACAGCUGCGGGCCGUGCUGACUCAGUUCCUAACUUCACAGGGCGGCGCUGGCGCCGGCAUGGCUCAACGGGCGCCGUUGCCCAUGACCACCGUGCUGACCACCGAAGUGCUGCAGAGCCUGCUGACGGACGAGGCCGCAUGCAGUGAGAUGAUCGGAUUGCUGCCUGAGAGCCACAAGAACCAGGAAGGCCUCUCGGAGGUCCUGGCCUCGCCGCAGCUGCAGCAGAGUCUGUCGGCGCUGACGCAGGCGGUGCACUCGGAUCAGCUACCGGUGCUCCUGGCCUCGCUGGGCCUCGACCCUUCGGUGAUCAACGGCGCGUCGGGCGAUGCCUUAGAGCUGCUGUGCCGCGCCAUGGAAAGCAAACUCAAGGAGUAGAGGAAAGGGUCUUGCCGAGGCUGAGGGGAUAGACAUAAGAGACGACUGGACAGGCGCUUGUGAGCAAAAAA
Messenger RNA from Cladocopium goreaui, 949 nucleotides. The record is from the annotation of a GenBank genome assembly. Lineage: Eukaryota; Dinophyceae; Suessiales; Symbiodiniaceae.